CUCAGGUUCCUCAGUGGUUCCCAGUGGAGUCAUGGCUGCGCACGCUCUGAUACUAAAGUUAACUGGUUAGCCAACACUUAAACUGGUCAAAGUUACCGUGACAUCCAUACAGGAGAAGCUCGUUAUUUUAUGGACGUUAGUUCGUCAUUAGUUUGAUAACCGGUGCUAGCGCUGUUAGCUCCCUCUGUCCGUCUCCCUCGUUACAGUGAGGUUAGCUUGACCAGCUGGUUAAAAGUGACUGGAUAAGACCCCGACGUGGAUAUAACGGUUUAUCUGCGACAGAUGCCUCGUCCGGACAAGUCCGAGGGAAGAGGAGCGAGCAGACCAGCGUUGGACUGGAAGUUUGUCCGGCGAUUGUGCGACAUCCAGAGGGUCCUGUUCCCGUCAUGGACCGGUCCCAGUUCCCUGAUGUUCGCCACGCUGCUGUUCGUCACUCUGACAGAGCAGCUGAUCAUUUACCAAGUGGGAAUCCUCCCCAGUCACUUCUACAAUGUGCUGGCAGACAAAGAUUACGCAGGCUUCGCCAGUCUGGUGGGCAGAGCCAUGGUGCUCAUUUUACUCAACUCCACACUGAAAAGUGUGGACCAGUACAUUUGCAAUCAGAUGUACAUUAGCUGGAGGAAGACGCUGACUGAGAGCCUCCAUACGUCCUACUUCCAGGGACGAGUCUACUACACACUCAACGUACUCCGAAAGGAAAUUGACAACCCAGACCAGCGGAUCAGUCAGGAUGUGGAGAGGUUGUGUAAACAGAUGAGCACCAUGGCCAGUCGCUUGAUCAUCUCGCCGUUCACGCUGACUUACUACACCUACCACUGCUUCUACAGCACCGGCUGGAUCGGCCCUGUGAGUAUCUUCAGCUACUUUGUGAUCGGGACCAUUGCCAAUAAAAUCCUAAUGGGGCCGAUUGUGUCGACUCUGUGUGAGCAAGAAAAACUGGAGGGGGACUUCAGGUUCAAACACAUGCAAAUCCGUAUCAACGCAGAGUCUGCAGCUUUUUACAGAUCUGGUAAAGUGGAGCACAUGAGGACCAAUUGGAGGCUUCAGGCUCUGCUACUUACUCAGAAAAGUCUCAUAAAUAAAGAACUCUGGCUCUAUAUCGGGGUGAACACGUUCGACUACCUCGGAGGUUUCCUCAGCUACAUCGUAAUCGCCAUUCCCAUCUUCACCGGUAUUUACGAUGGUCUGACCCCUGGCGAGCUCAGUGGACUCAUCAGCAAGAAUGCCUUUGUUUGCAUCUACUUGAUAAACGGCUUCACGCAGCUGAUCGACCUGUCGACCACUCUGUCAGACGUGGCCGGAUACACCCACAGGAUCGGGGAGCUGAGGGAGGUGAUGGAUGACAUCCUACGCAAGCAGUGUGACUAUGACCCGGCGUCAGGAGAAAGCUACGACUUUGACAGUGACUUCAAUGUCCACGCAGGCCCAGCGGACACCGCCUUCAUCCUGGAUCAUCUAUCGUAUAAAUCCCCGUUCUCAGACCAGCUGCUGGUCGAGGACCUGAGUCUGAAGAUCAGUCAGGGAACCCACCUGCUGGUGGUGGGCAACACAGGCACUGGCAAAACGUCUCUACUGAGGGUCCUGAACCGACUGUGGGAGGCCGACAGCGGCUUUGUCCAGAUGACGACCUGCUUCGGGCCCAGGGGAACCCUCUUCCUGCCUCAGAAACCGUACCUGACCGACGGCACGCUGCGCGAACAGGUUAUCUACCCACUGAAGGAUAUUUACCCUGCAUCAGGGUCGGUGGACGAUGAAAGAAUCAUACAGUUCCUGGAACUAGCCGGAGUGUCGAGCCUCUUGAAGCGGACAGGUGGGCUGGAUGAAGAAGUGGACUGGAACUGGUACGAUGUUCUGUCUCCAGGCGAAAUGCAGCGUCUCUGCUUCGCACGACUUUUCUACCUUCAGCCCAAAUAUGCAAUUUUGGAUGAGGCCACCAGUGCUUUGACAGAGGAAGCGGAGGCACAACUGUACAGGACGUGUAAAAAGCUCGGUAUGACUCUGGUCAGCCUGGGACACCGCAGCAGCCUGGAGAAGUUCCAUGACGUCCAGUUGAAACUGUGCGGAGAUGGCCAGUGGGAGUUAACUAAGUUAAAAGGAAGCAGCGGCGGGGGCGUCAUCUACAGAGACGAAACCAUGUGACCACAAGGUCCUCUUUUUUUAAACUCCUGGACAUGCAGGAAGCAUCGGUGUGGGAGGCGAGAACCGAGAACACUCCUGAAUUCCUCAGUUUGUAACAUUCGUCAAAAAGGUACUAAAGACACAGUCACAGUCAUUGCAAUAUGUGUUUUUUCAGGAGGGAUGAAGGUUUGGAUGAAGCUUGUGGCUCAGGAACUGUCACUUUUUGGGCCACAUUCAACUAAUAUGAAAAGAAAUCAGGAAGGAAAAUAAGAAACUGAAGACCCAGCAGAAUUUAUGUAUGGUGAUAUUCCAGUGGUUUAUUUGUACAUGUUCA
This is a messenger RNA of Platichthys flesus (European flounder), 2452 nucleotides long. It is a transcript of the gene abcd4, whose product is annotated as ATP-binding cassette, sub-family D (ALD), member 4. Bases 283 to 2139 code for a protein of 618 amino acids. Gene Ontology annotation, cellular component: peroxisomal membrane. Gene Ontology annotation, molecular function: ATP binding; ABC-type transporter activity; ATP hydrolysis activity. Gene Ontology annotation, biological process: peroxisome organization; long-chain fatty acid import into peroxisome; very long-chain fatty acid catabolic process. Lineage: Eukaryota; Metazoa; Chordata; Actinopteri; Pleuronectiformes; Pleuronectidae. The transcript has 19 exons. The record is from RefSeq and is a predicted model, not a curated record.